AUGCGCCCGCGAGCUGAGGCCGGGGCCCGGAGCGGCGCUGGGAAGUUGGGAGUCGCUUCAGAGCGGGGGCUCCGUGGCCUUGGCGCAGCCAGAGCAUGAGCUCGCGGAAUCGCUGGGGAGAAUGGCUCCUGAGCCGGCGGGUGCCCUCCGCCGGGGUGUUCGGCGUGGCCUUCCUGGCUCGGGUCGCCCUGGUUUUCUACGGCGUCUUCCAGGACCGGACCCUGCGCCUGCGGUAUACGGACGUGGACUACGAGGUCUUCACGGAUGCCGCGCGCUUCGUCACGGAAGGGCGCUCCCCGUACCUGCGGGCCACCUACCGCUACACCCCGCUGCUCGCUUGGCUCCUCACCCCCAACGUCUACCUCAGCGAACUCUUCGGCAAGUUCCUCUUCAUCAGCUGUGACCUCCUCACCGCUCUCCUCUUGCACCGCCUGCUGCUGCUCAGGGGACUGGGCCGCCGCCGGGCGUGCGGCUACUGUGUGUUUUGGCUUCUCAACCCCUUGCCGAUGGCAGUGUCCAGCCGGGGCAACGCGGACUCGAUCGUCACCUCCCUGGUGCUGCUGUCCCUGUACUUCCUAGAGACUCGGGCCGUGGCCCGCGCGGCAGUGCUGUACGGUUUCGCGGUGCAUAUGAAGAUGUACCCGGUGACCUACGUCCUUCCCAUGGCCCUGCACUUGCUGCCAGGACGCCCCCAGGAGGCCUGCUGCCAGGCCCGGGGUUCUCUCCGGGCGCGCUCGUGCGCACUCCUGAAGGGGCUCUGCAGCGGCGCUGUGCUGCUCUUCGUCGCCGGGGCUGGGCUCACGUUUUUUGCCCUGGGCUUUGGCUUUUACUCUAAGUACGGUUGGGAGUUUGUGGAGCACACCUACCUUUAUCAUCUGACCCGGCGGGAUAUCCGGCACAACUUUUCUCCCUACUUCUACAUGCUGUACUUGACUGCCGAGAGCGAGUGGAGCUUCCCGCUCGGGAUGGCUGCGUUCCUGCCCCAGCUCCUCCUGCUCGCAGCCGUGUCCCUGGCCUAUCACAGAGACCUGCUCUUCUGUUGUUUUCUCCAUACGGCCAUCUUCGUGACUUUUAACAAAGUCUGCACCUCCCAGUACUUUCUGUGGUAUCUCUGCCUCCUACCGCUUGUGAUGCCGUUCGUCAGGAUGCCCUGGAAAAGAGCUGUGGUUCUCCUAAGCUUGUGGUUUAUCGGGCAGGCCUUAUGGCUAGCUCCUGCAUACGCUCUCGAGUUUCAAGGAAAGAACACCUUUCUCUUUGUUUGGUUAGCUAGUUUGUUCUUCCUUCUGAUCAACUGCUGCAUCCUGAUCCAAAUUAUUUCUCAUUACAAGGAGGAACCCCAGACCGAGAGACUCAAAUGUGACUAAUCCAUGUACCUCAUUGCCUCGACCAGUUCUGGCCAUUAACAUCCUUAAUGUUGUGAGUGGACCAGAAGUGUUGGGGGAGGAAAAAAAACAACUAUUGUGAGCAUCUGAAGCACUCCAGUGAGAGUUCAGUUAGGAGCAUAUUCUGUUCCAACAGAAACGACAGUGGCUUGUCCAUAUCUAGAAAAGGGUCUCAGUCAUGAGGUCCACCCUCUAGGACAUCUGAGGAUUCAUUUAUCUGAAACACGAUGGGAAGUCAAGGGUACUUGUUUGGAAAUGAGAAGGCUGCUGCUGAAGCUGCCAGAUGCGAAAUGGUAAAUGACUUACAGAAAAAUAAAGGAAUACAGUUAGAGUCCUAA
Molecule: messenger RNA, 1720 nt
Organism: Echinops telfairi (small Madagascar hedgehog)
Lineage: Eukaryota; Metazoa; Chordata; Mammalia; Afrosoricida; Tenrecidae
Gene: PIGM
Product: phosphatidylinositol glycan anchor biosynthesis class M
Exons: 1
Coding region: 96-1364 (422 amino acids)
Biological process (GO): GPI anchor biosynthetic process
Cellular component (GO): glycosylphosphatidylinositol-mannosyltransferase I complex; membrane
Molecular function (GO): alpha-1,4-mannosyltransferase activity; GPI mannosyltransferase activity
Source: RefSeq, a predicted model, not a curated record